This is a messenger RNA of Penicillium malachiteum, 1719 nucleotides long. RefSeq lists its product as uncharacterized. The coding region runs from base 1 to 1719 and encodes 572 amino acids. The record is from RefSeq and is a predicted model, not a curated record. Lineage: Eukaryota; Fungi; Ascomycota; Eurotiomycetes; Eurotiales; Aspergillaceae. Gene Ontology annotation, cellular component: nucleus. The transcript is spliced from 4 exons.
AUGCGUCGGAAAGCACCGAGCACCAAAAAGCAAGCGCGGCUUGCUUUUGCUCCCGCCAUACCGGCGUUGGAUGGCAGCGGGAACGAUGGCGAUCGCUACAGAACCCUCUCUUACCAACACCCCAGUUUGGCCACCGUACGCGCACGAAGUCCGCGCAACGGCAAGACUUCAAAGGAAAAUUCUCCACAAGUGAAGUUACCAAUCAGACCGAAAAAGGGCAACCAGAAAUCAACACAACUCUCAUUUCAAACUCUCGACGGCACAUUCGACGUCUCCGACACCUCUGACCUCUCCUCACCCAUCUCGGUCUCUGAACCCUCCCCCGAAGAUGAAAUAGUUGUGCCCAGUGCCCAGAAGAAACGAGCUCGCGUGCAAUCACCUGAUAUCCCAGAUGAAGAGACCGAAGAGAACCCUCGACCCCGUCGCAAAUUGAAGCGCAAGUCAGAGAGUUCCCCAGUCCUUCCGAUUGAUUCGGACGAUGAGCCUGUGCUGUCGUCGCCUAUUAAACGACGCAGAAAAAUAGAGCAUGCGGACUCACCUAAGAAGCCUCGUGUCAGCGCUGAACAAGAUGAAUUGGACAUCGAGGAGGAUGUUAGAGAUCUUCAGGACUCAGUUAUCAAGACAACAAGAACUCGAGGCCGCCUUGCCGAAUCUGCACGAGACAAAAAGCUCAAGACAUUGGAGGCUAUUCGCCGCAAGCGCGCCGGAAAGAAAGUAAAGAGCGAAGACGAUGAAAAUGGUUCUGAUGAAGAUGAGGAAGGAAGCCCGACUAAGCAUGGUCGUAACAGAGACGAUGAAGAAGAAGACGAGGAUGACGAGGAUGAUGAGGAUGAUGAGGAGGAAGAGGACCAAUCCAUCCCCCGUGAUGAGGAUCUGGACCGCUACGAAGAUGACUUUAUUUCUGAUGACGACGACACGCCAUUGGGAGUUCCUGCCGAUAUCCCCCUCAAAUUCACCCGACACGCAUACAAGAAACCCAAAGACUACUUCCAAGACGUAGUCGCCUGGAUGGUCCACAAUCGCCUUGAUCCCGCAUUCCCACGCUCGGACGACAUGUAUGAAAUGGCAUUCAUGAAAUUGGAAGAUGAAGUGAAGGCCCGCGUAGGCUCUCAAUUCAGUUCAUCGGUCUGGAACCCUGGCUUCCGCUUUGCACUCCUUGCUCGACCUCAAAUUGAGAUCACAGCCUACUCGACUGAUGAGGAUCAUUCAUGCGAUGCUUGUAAUCGAUCGGGUCACCCUGCCUCAUCCGACAUGAAGUUGUAUGGCAAGCCAUACUCACUAGAAACCCUUGAGCCGCUUAACGAUAGCGAAGAGGAUCAAUCCCGUCUAAGUAGCGAUUUAGACUCCAAUGGAAGCAAUGAAACUGAGACUGAGUGUGAUUAUGAUCGGGAUGGACAUAGACUCCCAGAUGAGAAUCAACGCUUCCUCCUAGGCCGAAACUGCAGCCAUAAAGCUCAGAUAGCACACACACUGACUCACUGGCGAUUCCAUCUGAAUGAAUGGGUUGUUGAUCAUCUUGAGCGAAUGGGUCACAUGAAGGAUGAAGAAGUCUUGCGUCGCAAUAAUUUGAGUCAGAAGCGGAAGACUCGAAAUGCGCUCAAGGUCCUUGAUGGUAUGAUUGAAGCUGGUGAGGUUGAAAAGCUCUACCGAGACUUUCAUACAAAUUUGAAGACUGCUCGAGGAGAAAAGCCAAGCUAUCAUGACCGUCAUGACCGUUAA